This is a messenger RNA of Podarcis lilfordi (Lilford's wall lizard), 945 nucleotides long. Lineage: Eukaryota; Metazoa; Chordata; Lepidosauria; Squamata; Lacertidae. The record is from the annotation of a GenBank genome assembly.
AUGGGGACGGUGCUGUCGCUGUCGCCCAGCGCGCCGGGGAAGGGCGGCGGCGUCCUGGCCGAGAAGGCGGCCCCGGGCCGGGCGCACGGCAAGGGCGAGAGCCGCCUGAAGCGGCCAGGCGUGCUGAUCUCGGCGCUCACCUGGAAGCGCCUGGUGGCCGCCUCGGCCAAGAAGAAGAAGAACGCCAAGAAGGUGACGCCCAAGCCCGGCUCCGCGGGCGCGCCCGACCCCUUGGUGCAGCAGCGCAACCGCGAGAACGCGCGCAAGUCCCAGCCCGACGGCGCCAAGCAGGGGCCCUUGGCCGUGCCGGUGCCCACCGUGCCCGCCUCCGCCCAGGAGGGCGGCAAGCAGCCGCCGCCACCGCCUCCCCCGCCGCUGCCCGGCAACCGCGCCGCCUCCGCCGCCCCCGGCUCCCCGCGGCGGGUGAUCGUGCAGGCUUCGACGGGCGAGCUGCUCCGCUGCCUGGGGGACUUCGUGUGCCGCCGCUGCUACCGCCUCAAGGAGCUGAGUCCCGGCGAGGUCAUCGGCUGGUUCCGCAGCGUGGACCGCUCGCUGCUGCUGCAGGGCUGGCAGGACCAGGGCUUCAUCACGCCGGCCAACCUGGUCUUCGUGUACCUGCUGUGCCGCGAGGCGCUGCAGGGCGACCAGGUGGGCAGCCAGGCCGAGCUGCAGGCCUCCUUUCUCACUUGCCUCUACCUGGCCUACUCCUACAUGGGCAACGAGAUCUCCUACCCGCUCAAGCCCUUUCUGGUGGAGGGCGACAAGGAGCGCUUUUGGGACCGCUGCCUCGCCAUCAUCCAGGGCCUGAGCGCCAAGAUGCUGCAGAUCAACGCCGACCCUCACUUCUUCACGCAGGUCUUCCAGGACCUCAAGAACGAGAGCGAGGGUGCGCCGACAAAGGACUCCGGCUCCAACAAACACUGGACUAUAAGCCUGGACCGCUAG